AAAAGAGAGGAGGCAGAAGAGGGUGUUCCUGGGGAAGAGAGAAAAAGAUAAGAAGAUAACAAGAGUAGACCAUGGCAUCUGCCUCUCUUCUCAAGUCAUCUCCGGUUCUCGACAAGUCGGAGUGGGUGAAGGGCCAGUCACUUCGCCAACCCUCCGUUUCCGUGGUCCGCUGCAACCCUGUUGCUCCCUCAGCGCUCACCAUUCGAGCUGGCUCAUACGCUGAUGAGCUUGUCAAAACCGCGAAAACUAUUGCCUCUCCUGGGCGUGGAAUCUUGGCGAUGGAUGAGUCAAAUGCUACCUGCGGGAAGCGUCUGGCAUCAAUUGGGCUAGAGAACACGGAGGCCAACCGCCAGGCUUACAGAACACUCCUGGUUACGGCACCUGGGCUUGGCAACUACAUCUCAGGAGCUAUCCUCUUCGAGGAGACACUCUACCAAUCCACCACUGACGGGAAGAAGAUGGUUGAUGUGCUUGUUGAGCAGAAAAUUGUGCCUGGUAUUAAGGUUGACAAGGGUUUGGUUCCUCUGGUCGGUUCAAACGACGAGUCUUGGUGCCAGGGUCUAGAUGGCCUCGCCUCCCGCUCUGCUGCUUACUAUCAGCAGGGUGCUCGUUUCGCAAAAUGGCGCACGGUUGUGAGCAUUCCCAACGGCCCAUCUGCCCUUGCUGUGAAGGAAGCAGCCUGGGGUCUGGCUCGCUAUGCUGCCAUCUCUCAGGACAAUGGAUUGGUGCCAAUCGUGGAGCCGGAGAUUCUGCUUGAUGGGGAACAUGGGAUCGACAGGACCUUUGAAGUGGCCCAGAAGGUAUGGGCUGAGGUUUUCUUCUACCUUGCUGAGAACAAUGUCAUGUUUGAAGGUAUCCUUCUCAAGCCCAGCAUGGUUACUCCUGGGGCCGAGUGCAAGGACAAAGCCACACCUGAACAGGUUGCCCAAUACACCCUCAAGCUCCUCAGCCGAAGAAUCCCCCCAGCUGUCCCUGGAAUCAUGUUUUUAUCUGGUGGGCAAUCUGAGGUGGAAGCUACCCUCAACCUGAAUGCAAUGAACCAAGCUCCUAACCCAUGGCACGUGUCCUUCUCAUACGCAAGAGCCCUUCAGAACACUUGCUUGAAGACGUGGGGAGGAAGGCCUGAGAACGUGAAGGAGGCUCAAGAUACUCUUCUUCUCAGGGCAAAGGCCAACUCUCUUGCUCAGCUUGGCAAGUAUACCGGCGAGGGAGAGUCUGAGGAGUCCAAGAAAGGAAUGUUCGUGAAGGGUUAUGUCUACUAAGCCAUUCAAUCUAUUGCAUGGAUGAACCAGAUAGUGGUUAAGAUGCAGGGAUGUGGGCAGAGGCCUUCCUCCGUUUUAUGCUUAAUAGCCAAUGGGGACUAUUUUUGUUCAUAGCAUGUACUUACCAAAUUCUAAUAAAUUUCUUGCCAGUGAGAUUACUAUAUAUAAA
This is a messenger RNA of Vitis riparia (riverbank grape), 1431 nucleotides long. Its product is annotated as fructose-bisphosphate aldolase 1, chloroplastic. Gene Ontology annotation, biological process: glycolytic process; fructose 1,6-bisphosphate metabolic process. Gene Ontology annotation, cellular component: cytosol. The coding region runs from base 72 to 1262 and encodes 396 amino acids. The record is from RefSeq and is a predicted model, not a curated record. Lineage: Eukaryota; Viridiplantae; Streptophyta; Magnoliopsida; Vitales; Vitaceae. Gene Ontology annotation, molecular function: fructose-bisphosphate aldolase activity. The transcript has 6 exons.